GUCGCGCUUCAGCAGCCGCGGGUGAUGUCCGUGGUGACCCCGCAGCGGCAGGUAGUGGUGGUGCAGCAGCAGGCCCCUGUGCGGCCUGCCGCGGCCGCGCCGCCCGCGCCGUGCGGGGCCGUCGCGCUGGCGCCGCACAGGACGCCAGAGUGGUCCGCCGGCGCGGGCCUGCACGGGACCGGGGAGUGCCGGCCGUGCGCGUGGUUCUGGAAGCCGCAGGGCUGCGCCCACGCGCGCGAGUGCAACUAUUGCCACAUGUGCCCGGACGGCGAGCUGAAGGCCCGCAAGAGGGAGAAGGCGUCCCACAUGCGCGGCGGGCGCGCGUGA
Molecule: messenger RNA, 327 nt
Organism: Prorocentrum cordatum
Lineage: Eukaryota; Dinophyceae; Prorocentrales; Prorocentraceae
Source: the annotation of a GenBank genome assembly